CUGCUCCUGCCACUGCAGCCAGCGCUUGUAGCCUGUAGCUGGCUAACAGCUCUGCCUUCGUGUUUUGACUGCGUGCCCGAGGAAAAAACGAGCCAUGAAACGGUCUAGGCUACAGACAAGAUGAAGACGGCACGUCCAGGGAAAUGAUUUUCAUAAACGUUGCCUCUGAAGAGGAGGAAAAACACGCUUAAAGAUUCCCGGAAGUGUCACUGAAGAUUCCAGCUGCCACGGACACCAUGAGCGCCAAAUAUGGCCUGGUGGGUUACAACAGUUCACGGAAGCACAUCUCAAUCUCCAUUCCAUCGUCUACGGAGGUGAUGUCGCCUCACAUAAAGUCUGUGGAGGAGCUGAGGGUUCUGGGAAUCAACCUCAGCAGCUUCAGUACCCCAACGCAGUUCUUCAUCUGUGUGGCUGGGGUCUUCGUCUUUUAUCUUAUCUAUGGAUAUUUGCAGGAGUUAAUAUUUUCUGUGGAAGGAUUCAAGCCUUUCGGCUGGUACCUCACUCUGGUGCAAUUUGGCUUUUAUUCCAUGUUUGGACUCGUCGAGCUUCAGUUCACGCAAGACAAGCGCAGAAGGAUACCAGGGAAGACCUAUAUGAUGAUUGCAUUCCUAACAGUAGGAACUAUGGGACUAUCCAAUACCUCUCUAGGCUACUUGAACUAUCCUACCCAGGUCAUCUUCAAGUGCUGUAAACUCAUCCCAGUCAUGAUCGGGGGAGUUUUUAUACAAGGUAAACGUUAUAACUUGACUGAUGUGUCUGCUGCUCUCUGCAUGAGUCUGGGACUCAUCUGGUUUACCCUAGCUGACAGCAAAGUAGCUCCGAACUUCAACGUGACAGGUGUUCUGCUCAUCUCACUGGCUCUGUGUGCAGACGCUGUGAUUGGAAAUGUGCAGGAGAAAGCCAUGAAGCUCCACAACGGCUCCAACUCUGAAAUGGUGCUGUACUCAUACUCGAUCGGCUUCAUCUACAUACUGGGAGGCUUGCUCUGUGUGGGUGGGCUGGGACCAGCUGUGGCUUUCUGCUCAGAGCAUCCUGUUAAGACCUACGGCUAUGCCUUCUUCUUCUCACUUACGGGUUAUUUCGGGAUCUCCUUUGUGCUAGCCUUAAUCAAGCUGUUUGGAGCCCUGGUUGCAGUAACAGUGACCACUGGAAGAAAGGCCAUGACUAUCGUACUUUCCUUCAUGUUCUUCACCAAACCGUUCACUUUUCAGUACAUCUGGGGCGGCCUCCUGGUGGUCUUUGGCAUCUUCUUGAAUGUUUACAGUAAAAACAAAGAGAAAAUGAAACUCCCCUCCGUCAAGGACGUCAGGAGCUGGCUGCUGACAAGAAAGAAAGUCCGAUUUCUCUCUCAAAACGUUUAGGAGGGCCUCCCUAGCAGUUCGGUUGAAAUCGUGCACAGGCAGGCUGCUUCUGACCGCACCACAUCUUGCUUCGGCCCACGUUCUUUUUCCAGGGGAUGAGCUGAAGCAUGUGCCUGAGCAACGGUGCUACACCACCAUCAAUACUGAACCAAGGAUGGGUAUACAGGGUUUGACCUCCAAUCAGCCUUACAAGCAGCUGACAUGAUUAAACUGCGGUUCAGGGAGUUGCUGGAUGCCGUUAAUAUCUAAUACCAGAACAGUGCUGGUUAGCUGGAAGCACUGUAUGGCAGCGAACUGAAGGACGUGUGAAAAUGUGUUGUUUUUUUUUUUUUUUUUUUUUUUUUUUUUAAAGGGAUCAGUGCCUGGUGGGGUCUUGUAAAGCAAGCUUUAGAGCUCCACAGAAACAUUCCCUACAUUGAGUGAAACAGCGAGGACUUAUUAGACUCUCUAAAGGGAAGCCAGCUCUUUAGUUAACCAAAUUGCACAGUUUUGCACUGGAAUCAACUCAAACCCUUGAGUGGUUGGAAGAGAAACGAACUCUCGGAAGGAAUAAACAAUAAAUAGACGCGUUGACGCGCGUCAUGUCUAAAACGAUUGUCGCCCACCAUGUACGACACAAAAAAAAAAAAAAGAAAACCCCUGAAACGUUUUGAUAAAAAUCCUAUUUGCCCUCGCACGUGCCAGGAGAAACGGACAGAAAUUGUGUUUUUGCAUAAUGUCUUUCUAAAAGUGGUUUUCAUACUUUCUGGGUAAAAUUCGAAAGCAAGUGUGUGGUCAUGUGAUAAGCAUUUGAAGUUCCACAUCAUUAUUUGUACCGCUAUAUAGAAACACUGUCAACUGCCAUAAUUGGUUAAUCAAACUUGUGGAUGAAAGGGUACAUCUCUUUUUACAAUAAACUAUGUAUUUAGUAAUUACCGUGA
Molecule: messenger RNA, 2281 nt
Organism: Fundulus heteroclitus (mummichog)
Lineage: Eukaryota; Metazoa; Chordata; Actinopteri; Cyprinodontiformes; Fundulidae
Gene: slc35b3
Product: solute carrier family 35 member B3
Exons: 10
Coding region: 237-1361 (374 amino acids)
Biological process (GO): transmembrane transport
Cellular component (GO): Golgi membrane; endoplasmic reticulum membrane
Molecular function (GO): 3'-phosphoadenosine 5'-phosphosulfate transmembrane transporter activity
Source: RefSeq, a predicted model, not a curated record